Striga asiatica is the source of this 849-nucleotide messenger RNA. Lineage: Eukaryota; Viridiplantae; Streptophyta; Magnoliopsida; Lamiales; Orobanchaceae. The record is from the annotation of a GenBank genome assembly.
AUGAUCUUACGAGCUUCGAAGAAUUAUUGCGACGCCGUAGAGAACCCCAGCGGAAUAUGCCCGCUCAAGUGCAUAGAUUCUUGCCCAUCCCUCUGCAAAAUCCCCACCCUCGAGAUCCCUCCGCCGCCUCCCCCUCCGCCGCCGGCAAAAUACCACCGCCUCUCGCUCCUCCUCACCGCCUCCCUCGCUGCCCUCGCCGCUUCCUUUUUUCUCUUCACCUGCUACACGAUCUACCGCCUCUACACCAACUGGUGCUCCCCCCGCCGCCGCAUCCGCCAGCGGCGGCAUCCAGAGGGAGAUGACGUCGGGCCGGAAAUUCUCCCCGAAGACCACCACAUAUGGCACAUCCGGACAGUUGGGCUCCAGCCGUCUGUGAUCGGCGCCAUCACGAUCGUUCGAUACGAAAAAGGGGAAGGCCUGAUCGACGGCUCGGAUUGCUCCGUGUGCCUUAACGAGUUUCAGGAGGACGAGACGCUGAGGCUACUGCCCAAGUGCAGCCACGCGUUUCACGUGCCUUGUAUCGAUACCUGGCUGAGGUCGCACACUAAUUUCCCCCUUUGCCGGGCCGGAAUCGUGGCCGAUCCAGCUGUCCAGGCCCAAAAUUCUCAGAUUCUGGGCCCGGGCCCAGGCCCAGAAGAAGGAGGCCGGAUGGGGUUAUCAGGGAGGAUUAGCCGGAGAGUUAUUGAUGUGGUGGGAUCAGAAAGUGAGUCUUCGGAGUUGGAGAUUGGGAUUAUUGUGAGUGCGGAUGAGAUGGAAUCAGAGGCUCUUAACCGGCCUAAAGCUAAUGUAGACGGGCCUAUGAGAAGAUCAGUCUCGGUGAAUUCUUUAUCCGUGAUGAUAGGAAUUUGA